GCUCGAAAAAAAAUUAUUCGUCUACUGUUAGCAUUCUCUGACUGAAUUUUAGUCGAUUUCAAAAAUGACUGGUCGUGGUAAAGGAGGAAAAGGUCUGGGAAAAGGAGGAGCUAAGCGCCAUCGUAAAGUGUUGCGUGACAACAUCCAGGGCAUCACCAAACCUGCCAUCCGCCGUUUGGCUCGUCGUGGCGGAGUUAAGCGUAUCUCUGGCUUGAUUUACGAGGAGACCCGCGGUGUCUUGAAAGUGUUCCUUGAAAACGUCAUCCGUGAUGCUGUGACCUACACUGAACAUGCCAAAAGGAAGACCGUCACUGCCAUGGACGUCGUCUACGCUCUCAAGCGUCAAGGACGCACUCUUUACGGCUUUGGAGGAUUACUAGCUAAUUCGAAAACUUCUGCACCCAAAUAUUCCAUGACAGCAGCCAGAUAAACAGGAGCUCCAGCACCGACACGUUCGGUAUAGUCAUCCUUGCGAAGGAGAUGAUGGAUACGUCCAACGGGGAAUUUGUCCACGGGGAAUAGUCCAGCUUUGGUUGAUCAAGUCUUUGACUUUCCUUUGACUUUGCCACCACCUUUGCCACGUCCAGACAUAAUGAAUAAUAGAAUUGAGAUCGCACAAACGAGAAAAUUCAAGUUUUAUUUUCAAAGAAUGAGAACGAGAAUGAUGGAAGGGACCUCCUCCGUUGUGCCCUUCCGAGUUUCUUUCAUAGUAAGGAAGUUUGCUUGUGAUAACUAUUCAGGCAUUUUACACGAAUUAUUGCGUGACUGAGCUUGGCGGGAUAGAUAUACUGUGUCAGGUUCUAAAACUUGUGAAUUAAAUUUCUUGAUGUUUCUACAACAUAAAACAGAAGAUUUUAGAAGGUAUUAUUGUAUUGGAAAAUA
This is a messenger RNA of Phymastichus coffea, 882 nucleotides long. RefSeq names its product histone H4-like. The record is from RefSeq and is a predicted model, not a curated record. The transcript has 2 exons. Gene Ontology annotation, molecular function: DNA binding; structural constituent of chromatin; protein heterodimerization activity. Gene Ontology annotation, biological process: nucleosome assembly. Lineage: Eukaryota; Metazoa; Arthropoda; Insecta; Hymenoptera; Eulophidae. Gene Ontology annotation, cellular component: nucleosome. The coding region runs from base 65 to 430 and encodes 121 amino acids.